AUGAAACAUAUUUGGGAUCUUGUGGCUAUUAAAAAGUCCACGUGGGCUCUGUGGGUAAUUAGAAAUAAACUGAAGCUGCUCAGUUUUUGGGGCAUCACAAAGCCAUUCAAUGCUAGCUGGAAUUGGAGGAGUUUAAUCAAUCUUAGAGAUGAGGUGAAAUCCUGUUACUGUUAUAAUCUUGGUAAGGGAGAUAUAAUGUUCUGGCAUGAUCCAUGGGUGGAUGGGUGCUCUUUGUUGGAACUUUAUCCAAAUAUGGUGAUUGAAGAUAUUGAUGUCCCAUAUACAGCAAAAGUAAAAGACCUUUGGAGGAGGGGUAGAUGGAAUCUGCCAAACCCCAUGGAUGAAGUUACUGCAGAGGCUUGGGAGAGAGUUAGAAAAUUCAGUGUGAACUCAAUGGAGGAUUUAGUGGUUUGGAAGCAUAGCAAGAAUGGGGCAUUUAGUAUUCAGAAUGCUUGGAAGACCUUUAGACCUGCAACUGGUAAGGUCUCAUGGUGGAGAUUAAUAUGGAGUCCAGGGCUUGUUCCCAGACAUAGCUUUAUUGUUUGGCUGGCAAUUAAGAAAAAACUGAGAACAAAAGAUAAAUUGAGAAGAUGGGGCUGUGUAGGAAAUGAUAUUUGUGUGUUAUGUGGUGAAGAAACUGAAACUAUUGAGCAUCUAUUCUUUAGUUGUCAGGUAUCUGCAAUAAUAUUUCAGAAGGUACUUCAAGCUUGUUUGAUUAACAGAAAUGUAUUGGUAUGGAGGAGAGAAUGCUCCUGGUUUUCAAGAAGAGCUGCAGGAAAGAGCUUAAUGGCAAGAUUAAGGAGAGUAGCAUUUGCCUGUUCAGUAUACUAUGUCCGGAAAGGGACGAACAUAAGUGUAUUUGAAGAAGAAGCAGUGAAUGUUGCAAUGAUACUGAGCUGGAUUCGUAGAGACAUGUUGUUGAAGAUGUAUAGCAGAAGGGACAAUUCUCAUAGAUUCAUGCUAGUUUAUGAAAACUGA
This is a messenger RNA of Mercurialis annua (annual mercury), 978 nucleotides long. RefSeq lists its product as uncharacterized. The record is from RefSeq and is a predicted model, not a curated record. The transcript has a single exon. Lineage: Eukaryota; Viridiplantae; Streptophyta; Magnoliopsida; Malpighiales; Euphorbiaceae. The coding region runs from base 1 to 978 and encodes 325 amino acids.